Messenger RNA from Knipowitschia caucasica, 234 nucleotides. The record is from the annotation of a GenBank genome assembly. Lineage: Eukaryota; Metazoa; Chordata; Actinopteri; Gobiiformes; Gobiidae.
AUGGUGAUGUUCCCUCUGGACGUGUUUCUCCAGGACCACACUCUCCUCUCUCUCUCUCGCACAGAUCUCUUCCGCAGGUUGAACGGAGCGUCGCAGGACACCAUGAGACUCGAGGCCACGGCGCCGAACCCUGCUGCACCCCGCUUCUGUGCCGUCAUCAGCUCCACCUCGGAGGAAGAGAUGGAGGGGAGGAGGUCUCCAGGGGCUGAGGCCACAGUGGAGGAUCUCCCAUGA